AUGAAGACUUUUACUAGAGAGACCACUGGUGAUGAAGUUGUCAAGGAAUUCGCUGAUAGAAUCGAGGGCAAGACGAUCGUUAUAACGGGUGCGAGUGAAAAAGGCCUCGGAGGAGAGACUGCGGUUGCACUCGCUCAUGGUAACCCUGCACACUUGAUCCUCCUGGCUCGCUCCCAAACACGGGUGGAGUCGAUCAUAUCCCGGAUCAAAGAAAUCAACCCUUCCAUCCAGGUCGACUUCGUCCCGGUGUCACUUGACGACUUUGAUUCCGUCCGAGCCGCUGCCGCCACCAUCAACGGCAAGAUCUCCAAGCUCGACAUCCUCAUCAAUAACGCGGGGAUCAUGGCCAUCGAGAAGUACACGACCAACAAGCAAGGAAUUGAAAUCCAAUUCGCAACAAACCAUCUGGGCCACUUCCUGUUCACGAAACUCUUGUUCCCCAAGAUUCUUGCCGCCGGGCGUGGAGCGAGAAUCGUCAACCUCACCAGUCUCGGCCACAAAAUCUGCCCUGUCCACUUCGACAACUACAAUUUCUCUGACGGAAAAGAGUAUGACGCUUGGUCUGGCUACGGUCAGUCCAAGACCGCCAAUAUUCUCUUCUCGCUGUAUCUGGCGAACAAGCUGCGUGACCGUGGCAUCCAGAGCUACGCUGUCCACCCUGGCGGGAUCUACGAGACUCAACUGGGAGCUCAUAUCUCCGAUGUUGUCCAGGCACUUGGCAGUAUUGAGGCAUAUGCGCAAAAGAAUACUGGAAGACAUUUCCCUAUUGACCAGGAUCCACCGAAGAGUAUGGCGCAGGGCAUCUCGACAACUCUGGUGGCUGCCUUGGACCCUAGGAUCGAGCCGCAGAGUGGUAUGUAUAUGGCAGAUUGCCAGUGCCAAAACACAUAUGAGUACGCGGAGAGCAUGGAGGGCGCGGAGAAACUGUGGAAGCUCAGUGAGGAAUUGGUGGGAGAGAAGUUUGAGGUCUAA
Molecule: messenger RNA, 972 nt
Organism: Fonsecaea pedrosoi CBS 271.37
Lineage: Eukaryota; Fungi; Ascomycota; Eurotiomycetes; Chaetothyriales; Herpotrichiellaceae
Exons: 2
Coding region: 1-972 (323 amino acids)
Source: RefSeq, a predicted model, not a curated record